Molecule: messenger RNA, 2427 nt
Organism: Mobula hypostoma (lesser devil ray)
Lineage: Eukaryota; Metazoa; Chordata; Chondrichthyes; Myliobatiformes; Myliobatidae
Gene: aldh5a1
Product: aldehyde dehydrogenase 5 family, member A1 (succinate-semialdehyde dehydrogenase)
Exons: 10
Coding region: 117-1640 (507 amino acids)
Biological process (GO): GABA catabolic process
Cellular component (GO): mitochondrion
Molecular function (GO): succinate-semialdehyde dehydrogenase (NAD+) activity
Source: RefSeq, a predicted model, not a curated record
GUGUCUGCGGCAAUGCAUGGGCGGUAUUGGUUGUGUGAGGUGGGCGGUGCUGCUGCGUGAUCGUCCGCUUGUGCUGCUGGGGGGUGGUCGCUGUUCGCAGCCGUCGAGUAGCGGCGAUGUUACGGAGCGGCUGCUGGAAAAUAUUGUCGGCCAUUCAGUGUCAAGCCCAGGUCUGCUCGACCUUGGCAGGCUCGGCGCUGCUGCGCCCGCAGGCUUACAUCGGCGGGCGCUGGCUGGAGGCGGAAGGCGCCGGCGUGUUCGCCGUGCAGGAGCCGGCCAGUGGAAAACACCUGGCGACGGUGGCGGACUGCGGGCCACGGGACGCCAGGACCGCGGUGAAGGCGGCGUACGAAGCCCUGCCCGGCUGGAGAGCAGCUACCAGCAAGGAGCGAAGCAAUCUGUUAAGAAAAUGGUAUGACUUGGUGAUGAAGAACAAAGACGAGCUUGCAAAACUAAUUACUGCAGAAAAUGGGAAACCACUGAAAGAAGCUGUAGGUGAAAUAGCAUAUGCCGCGUCCUUCUUGGAAUGGUUUUCAGAAGAAGCUCGUCGAAUAUAUGGUGAUAUUGUUCCUACCUCUUCGCCGAACCGUAGGAUCCUGAUCCUGAAGCAGCCAAUAGGAGUAGUGUCUAUUAUAACUCCUUGGAAUUUCCCCAGUGCCAUGCUCACAAGGAAGGCUGGGGCAGCCUUGGCCGUAGGCUGCACAGUAGUGGUGAAACCUGCUGAAGAUACUCCCCUGUCUGCAUUAGCACUGGCAGAGCUUGCAGAUCAGGCUGGGAUCCCUGCAGGCGUUUUCAAUGUUGUUCCCUCCUCCAAGUCCAACACACCCGCUGUAGGAGGAGUGCUUUGUACUGAUCCUCUUGUUGCUGCAAUCUCUUUUACUGGUUCCACAGCUACUGGAAAGAUCCUGCUACGUCAUGCCUGUGAUACUGUAAAGAAAGCUUCUAUGGAGCUGGGUGGGCUGGCUCCCUUCAUCGUUUUCAACAGUGCUGACUUGGAUCUGGCUGUAGCUGGGGCAAUAGCUUCUAAGUUCCGAAAUUCUGGACAGACCUGUGUGUGCGCAAAUCGGUUCCUGGUGCAGGAGGGAAUCCACGAUGCGUUUGUGGAGAAGAUGGUGAAGGCGAUGCAUAGAGAUUUGCGUGUUGGAAGUGGAUUUGAUGAACAGACUACACAGGGUCCUCUAAUCAAUGAAAGAGCAGUGGUAAAGGUAGAAAAUCAGAUAAGUGAUGCAGUGUCUCGUGGUGCCUGCGUUGUGACGGGGGGAAAGAGACAUAGUCUUGGAGGAAGCUUCUUUGAACCAACUCUUCUUUCUAAUGUGACAACAGACAUGCUCUGUGCACAGGAGGAAACAUUUGGUCCUUUGGCACCAGUUCUCAAGUUUAAAACUGAGGAAGAAGCAGUUGCCAUUGCUAAUGCUGCUAGUGUUGGUCUGGCUGGUUACUUUUACUCAGAAGAUCAUGCUCAGAUCUGGAGAGUUGCUGAGCAGCUUGAAGUUGGCAUAGUUGGAGUUAACGAGGGGCUGUUAUCCACCCCGGAGGCACCUUUCGGGGGCGUUAAACAGUCUGGACUUGGCAGAGAAGGCUCUAAAUAUGGUGUUGAUGAUUUUUUGGAAAUCAAAUACGUAUGUUUUGGAGGUUUAUAAACCAGUUGGGUAAAUAGGGAAGUCACGUCAACAGUAUUUCAAUCAGUUAAUUUACUUGAGCCUUUAUGCAGAAAGUCUUUCCGUUGGCCAUAACACAAUAGAUUAUAAUUAACAUAGCACUUUUUUUAAAGCAAAUAGGAAUCAUGCAGAAAAUGUGUAGGAAAGUUUUUUGUAUUUUAAUUACUAGAAAGUUAAGGUAUAUUUUUCACACUGCUGAAUCAAGUAAUUCUGCUAAAUAUUGGUUUGCACUUUUUUUUGGAAAUGUUUAUGAAUAUUUUAGAAAUUCAACAAUUUACAAUCAUUGAGUAGGUUACCCAUUAGGUAUUUAAAUAGUUUUUGAAUUUUACUCUAAGCUUCAGUCUGCGUUGUUUUGAAUUUUACCCUAAGCUUUAGUCUGCAUUGUCUUGAAUUUUACCCUAAGCUUUGGGUUACAUUGUUUAAGAUCUCGUUUUGAUGACUUCUUACUUUUACAAAAAAUGUGAUAAUGUUUUAUAAUCGUGCAUUGAAUUUAAAAAUAAUUAACUGCCAAAAUGUUUUCAUAGAAUUGUAAUUACUGUCAUUUUAAAUUAUUUUAUUUGCUGUGUCAAAUAUGUUUGCAGUUAAUUUCCAUAAGACAUAGGAGCAGAAUUAGGCCAUUUGGCCAUUCAGCAUUAAGGUAUUGCCAAAAUCUCUAAGAUAUUAACUGCAACAAAUUAGUCAAUUAAUAUUUAUGUUUGAACAUAAACAUAGAAUAGUAUGUUGUAGCCUUCACAUUUUAUGUGCAAAUAUAAAUCUGAUUUUAGAACAA